CUGCGGCGCUGAGGGAGCCGAGCAGGACCCGCCCCCGCCCCCGCCAUGGCCGACCCGGCCCCCGCCCGCAGCCUCGACGACAUCGACCUCUCCGCCCUCAGGGAUCCUGCUGGCAUCUUUGAACUGGUGGAGGUGGUCGGCAAUGGGACGUAUGGGCAGGUCUACAAGGGCCGUCAUGUCAAGACUGGGCAGUUGGCUGCUAUCAAAGUCAUGGAUGUCACUGAGGAUGAAGAGGAAGAGAUCAAGCAAGAGAUCAAUAUGCUGAAGAAGUAUUCGCACCAUCGGAACAUCGCCACCUACUAUGGGGCCUUUGUUAAGAAGAGCCCCCCCGGGAAUGACGACCAGCUCUGGCUUGUGAUGGAGUUUUGUGGGGCUGGCUCAGUGACCGACCUGGUGAAGAAUACCAAGGGCAACGCUCUGAAGGAGGACUGCAUCGCCUACAUCUGCCGGGAGAUCCUCAGGGGUCUGGCCCACCUCCAUGCACACAAGGUGAUCCACCGAGACAUCAAGGGCCAGAACGUUCUCCUCACCGAGAAUGCAGAAGUGAAGCUUGUUGACUUUGGGGUGAGCGCCCAGCUGGACCGCACAGUGGGCCGUCGGAACACGUUCAUCGGCACUCCGUACUGGAUGGCCCCGGAGGUGAUCGCCUGUGACGAGAAUCCGGAUGCCACCUACGACUACAGAAGCGACAUCUGGUCCCUGGGGAUCACGGCCAUUGAGAUGGCGGAGGGAGCGCCACCCCUGUGUGACAUGCAUCCCAUGAGGGCCCUCUUCCUCAUCCCUCGCAAUCCUCCACCCAAGCUGAAAUCCAAGAAAUGGUCCAAGAAAUUCAUUGACUUCAUCGACAGUUGCCUGGUCAAGGCGUACACCAGCCGCCCCCCGACGGAGCAGCUUCUCAAGUUCCCCUUCAUCCGGGACCAGCCUACGGAGCGGCAAGUCCGCAUCCAGCUUAAGGACCACAUCGAUCGUACGCGCAAAAAGCGGGGAGAGAAAGAUGAAACUGAAUACGAGUACAGUGGCAGCGAGGAAGAGGAUGACGGGCGUGGCGAGGAAGGCGAACCCAGCUCCAUCAUGAACGUCCCGGGUGAGUCGACUCUGCGCAGGGAGUUCCUUCGCUUGCAGCAGGAGAACAAGAGCAACUCAGAAGCCCUGAAGCAGCAGCAGCAGCAGCUGGCCGCCCAGCACCGCGACUCCGAGGCCCACAUCAAGCACCUGCUGCACCAGCGCCAGCGGCGCAUUGAGGAGCAGAAGGAGGAGAGGCGCCGGGUUGAGGAGCAACAGCGCCGAGAGCGGGAGCAACGGAAGCUGCAGGAGAAGGAGCAGCAGCGGCGGCUAGAGGACAUGCAAGUGAUGCGGCGGGAGGAGGAGCGGCGGCAGGCCGAGCGGGAGCAGGAGUAUAUCAGGCAUAAGUUGGAGGAGGAGCAGCGGCAGCUGGAGAUCCUGCAGCAGCAGCUCCUCCAGGAACAGGCCCUGCUUCUGGAGUACAAGCGGAAGCAGCUGGAGGAGCAGCGCCAGUCGGAGCGGCUCCAGCGCCAGCUGCAGCAAGAGCAUGCCUACCUGAAGUCCCUGCAGCAGCAGCAGCAGCAGCAGCAGCAACAGGAGAAAAAGAAGCCCCUCUAUCACUACAGCCGCAGCGCCAACCCUGCCGACAAGCCCACCUGGGCGCGGGAGGUGGAAGAGCGGGCUCGCAUGAACAAGCAGAACUCUGCCUCCCCGGUGGCCAAGAGCAAGACAGGGGGUGGGGGGCUGGAAUCGGUGCCCCCCUCCCGCUCUGAGUCGGCGUCGCUCAGCUCCUCCCCUGCCUCGCAGACCCCGCCUAUGCAGCGCCCCGUUGAGCCCCAGGAGGGUCAGCACAAGAGCCACCUGGCCCAUCGCGUCCCGCUCAAACCCUACGCUGCCCCCGUCCCUCGCUCCCAGUCGCUGCAGGACCAGCCCGGCAAGAACAUGGCUGCUUUCCCUGCCCAUGACUCCACCUCCUCCGCCCCACCCCCACCUCGAGCGGGCAUGAUCCGGCAGAACUCGGACCCCACUUCAGAGGGCCCUGCCCCGCAGCCGUCCCGGCCCACUGCCGAUCAGCGAGGACCGCCCUGGGUCAAAAUGGACCCCGAGCCCCCUCCCAAGGUUCCCCAGCGGACAUCCUCUAUAGCGACAGCACUCAACACCAGCGGGGCAGGGAGUGGCAACAGCAGGCCGGUCCACGCCGUGCGAGCCAGCAACCCUGACCUUCGGAGGAGCGACCCCGGCUGGGAGCGCCCGGACAGCUUGCUGCAGUCGGCCGCCAACCUGCCCCAGGCGGGCUCUCUGGAGCGCAACCGUGUAGGAGCUCCCCUGAAGCUGGACAGUUCCCCAGUCAUGCCCAAGGCGGAUGACCACCGUUCGCGCCCCGGCCGGCCAGCAAGCUAUAAGCGGGCAAUUGGCGAGAACUUUGUGCUGCUCCGAGAACGUCCGGAAGACACGGCCCCCAAGCCCCUCAAGAAGGCCAUGGACUACUCCUCCUCCAGCGAGGAGAUGGAUUCCAGCGAGGAAGACGACGAGGAGGAGGAGGCCGAGGGAGAGCGCUCCGAGGCCGGCACGGACACCCCCGGGGCCAGAGACGGCGACACGGACUCCGUGAGCACCAUGGUGGUGCACGACGUGGAAGAGCUCACGGGUGGCGGCAGCGGAGGCUCUGAGAGUUCGUAUGGCGAGGGGACCAUGUUGGUGCAGCGGACUCCCGAGGAGGAGCGGGGCCUGCUGCACAGCGACAGCAACGGCUACACCAACCUACCAGAUGUGGUGCAGCCCAGCCACUCCCCCACCGAGGCCAAGAGCAGCAAUGGAUCCUCCUCCCCCUCCAAGGACCCAGCGACGGACUAUCAAUCGCGGGGCCUUGUCAAAGCGCCUGGGAAAAGCUCCUUCACCAUGUUUGUGGAUCUGGGCAUCUACCAGAGCUCAUGUGGAAGCGGAGACUCCGUCCCCAUAACCGCCUUUGACCCCAGCCGACUGGAGCAGCUGCAGCUGGAAGCCCGGAAAGGUUCCGUGGUCAACGUCAACCCCACAAACACACGGCCCCACAGUGACACGCCCGAGAUCCGCAAGUACAAGAAGCGCUUCAACUCGGAGAUUCUGUGUGCCGCCCUUUGGGGGGUCAACUUGCUGGUGGGCACUGAGAACGGCCUGAUGCUCCUGGACCGCAGCGGGCAGGGCAAGGUAUACAGCCUCAUCAGCCGCCGCCGCUUCCAGCAGAUGGAUGUCUUAGAAGGGCUCAACCUGCUGACCACCAUCUCAGGGAAGAGGAACAAGCUACGCGUUUACUACCUCUCUUGGCUGCGGAACAAAAUUUUGCACAACGAUCCUGAAGUGGAAAAGAAGCAGGGCUGGACCACCGUGGGGGACAUGGAGGGCUGUGUCCACUACCGCGUGGUGAAGUAUGAGCGGAUCAAGUUCCUGGUCAUUGCGCUCAAGAACUCGGUCGAGGUUUAUGCCUGGGCACCGAAGCCCUACCACAAAUUCAUGGCCUUCAAGUCUUUUGCCGACCUGCCUCACCGGCCAUUGCUAGUGGAACUGACCGUGGAGGAGGGCCAGCGGCUCAAAGUGAUCUACGGGUCUUGUGCCGGCUUUCACGCUAUAGAUGUGGACUCCGGCAACAACUACGACAUCUACAUCCCAGUUCAUAUCCAGUCCCAGAUCUCCCCCCACGCCAUCAUCUUCCUGCCCAACGCCGAAGGGAUGGAGAUGCUGCUCUGUUAUGAGGACGAGGGGGUCUACGUCAACACCUACGGGCGCAUCAUCAAGGACGUAGUGCUGCAGUGGGGGGAGAUGCCCACCUCUGUUGCUUACAUCUGCUCCAAUCAGAUCAUGGGCUGGGGGGAGAAAGCCAUUGAAAUCCGCUCCGUGGAGACGGGCCACCUGGACGGGGUCUUCAUGCACAAGCGGGCCCAGCGCCUGAAGUUCUUGUGUGAGAGAAAUGACAAGGUCUUCUUCGCCUCGGUGCGCUCCGGAGGAAGCAGCCAGGUCUACUUCAUGACGCUGAACAGAAACUGCAUUAUGAACUGGUGAAGGAGGGGCCUCAUUCUACCCCACCGCC
Euleptes europaea (tarantolino) is the source of this 4066-nucleotide messenger RNA. It is a transcript of the gene MINK1, whose product is annotated as misshapen like kinase 1. The transcript is spliced from 33 exons. Bases 46 to 4038 code for a protein of 1330 amino acids. Gene Ontology annotation, biological process: protein phosphorylation. The record is from RefSeq and is a predicted model, not a curated record. NCBI's taxonomy places the organism in Eukaryota, Metazoa, Chordata, Lepidosauria, Squamata, Sphaerodactylidae. Gene Ontology annotation, molecular function: ATP binding; protein kinase activity.